Molecule: messenger RNA, 6397 nt
Organism: Mustela erminea (ermine)
Lineage: Eukaryota; Metazoa; Chordata; Mammalia; Carnivora; Mustelidae
Gene: ZNF583
Product: zinc finger protein 583
Exons: 4
Coding region: 1793-3505 (570 amino acids)
Biological process (GO): regulation of transcription by RNA polymerase II
Cellular component (GO): nucleus
Molecular function (GO): RNA polymerase II cis-regulatory region sequence-specific DNA binding; DNA-binding transcription activator activity, RNA polymerase II-specific
Source: RefSeq, a predicted model, not a curated record
CCCUCCCCGCCGGCGUGCACCCCGGCUCGGGUGUCUUCCGGAACUGGGCUUGCUGCGUCUGCGCACCCGGUCGUUCAGGCCGGGCUGAGCCAUCCCUGUGUCUGGGUUCGGAGGCCCGGGGUUUGGAGAGCGCGCAGCACGACUCGGGGGCAGGAGCAGGAACCGCCCUCCGGGCCCCACGGAGGGCAGUCCCAGGAUGCCCUGCGCCGCGCCCGGUCGGGACUCCACUUCCCAGUGGCCCCUGCGGCCGGCUCCGCUGCCCGCCCGAGCGCCUCGGCCCCUUUGUGAGCCUGCCUGUCCGGCCGAGAGCGAGGCCCCGCCCCGGCCCGCGGGGCGCUGGGCUCCCGGCUGCCGCCGGUGCGGAGGGAGGUGCCGACCCGCGGGGAGGAGGCGGUGAGGACGCCGGGGGCAGGCGUGCGCCCCGGCAGGCCUGCGGGGCUGGAGCGGGCGUACGAGGGGGCCUGGGACCGUGGGAGACCGUGUCGCCGUGUGUGAAAACUUGUCACCGUGUGCGUGCCCCUGUGUGUGACUGUGCGAACGUCUGUGACCAUGACAGUGACGGUGAGUGUGCGGCGGUGUGGCCGGCCAUGUGAGACGGCGUGAGGCUCUCGGACCUUAUGUUGCUGUGACAGUGCGACCCACCAGGGGUGCACGGGUGCCAGGCUGCCGGGAGAGCUGCCCGCCCGAAGACUGUGUGGCUCCGGCGGGGUCGGGGGGCGGGGCGGGUGCUUGGGGAGGCCAGGGUGCUCGAAGCGGGGAGACUGUGUCGGGCAGGAGAGCCUGAGAGGGACUGAGAUGAAGGGGAACGCUCGGGUAGGGAAGGAGAGGGGGAGCCCCCACUCCGGGUCUGGAGGGCCGGCGAGCAGUCUCCAGCCUUCUGUGGCACGGAAGGAAGAUCUUUCCUUUCCUCUCCUAGACUCUUCAUGUAUGUUCUUGGACAGCCCACCUACUGUGUGCUGUCCAUGAACAGGCAUGACUCCUGGUACCGAGCGCGAAGCUCUAUGCCCACCACUAUGCUAAAUGCCUCCUGUGGACCGUCUCAGGGUCCUCCCAGCAACGGGUGGGAGGCAGGUACCAUUUCACCGAAGAGGAAACUGAGGUUUGGAGCGGUUACUGGGUCAUGCAGGUUGCAGAGCUAGUGUGCGGUAGACGGUAGCCGAGGGCAGGUGUUCUGAUCCCCAGACCUGGCGGUUCUUAGCAUUACGCGGCUUUUGAGUUAAUUGCUUCGCUCUCCAAGGUAGCGAGGUUUAGCGGAAAACAACUCUUGAGGAGGAGUUUCAGUGACUGUUAAUGCAUAGUCCCUCCCUCAUCUCUUCUUGAGGAAACUGCUCAGAAAGUUAAGAGAUUGGUUUCCAGGUGCCGUAUGUCAUAAAUCAGGACUGCAAGCAGUGUUCCGGCUCUUUGGCCCACUGUCGUCCAGACCAAAGGAUCCCUCUGAUGCCUACUCUGUGUAAAGAUGCUUUCUCUGAGGCAUUGUUUGUAGCUUUAUCUUAUUUUGAAAUAAGGGUGGUAGCAUAUUCUCUUUUAUGAUCAUUAUCUGGUGGGAAGACUAAAAAGUCAGACCUGGAUUCCAACUGGGCUCACUUACUACCAGGGAGCCUUGAAUAAUUUCAGUAAUUUCACUGACGGACACCUUUCCUGUGUGAAGGGGGGAAAUAAUACUGACUUGAUAGUGCCAUUUAUGGUUUCUUUCUACCUCUCCAGCCUUAUUUUUCCAGGCACUGCCCUUCCAGUGAGGAGCGUGAAGUAGGACGACGGAGGAGCUGUCAUAAUUUCUUAAAUUCUUAAAGCCAUGUCCAAGGUUUUGGUGACAUUUGGGGAUGUGGCUGUAGAUUUCUCUCAAGAGGAGUGGAAAUGGCUGAACCCUGCUCAGAGGAAUUUGUACAGAAAGGUGAUGUUGGAGAACUAUAGGAGCCUGGUAUCACUGGCAGGAGUUUCAGUUUCUAAGCCAGAUGUGAUCUCAUUAUUGGAACAAGGAAAAGAACCCUGGAUGGUGAAGAAGGAGGGGACAAGAGGCACAUGCCCUGAUUGGGAGUAUACAUUUGAAAACAAUGAGUUUUCAUCAAAGCAAGUUAUUUAUGAAGAAACGUCCAAACUAGUGAAAAUGGGAAGAAGCCAUCUUAGUUACAGCCUUGACUGCCCCAGUUUGAGAGAAGACUGUAAAAGUGAGGACUGGCUUAAGAACCAGUCAGGAAGUCAGGAAGUACAUUCCAGACAACUGAUCAUCACUCAUAAAGGAAUCCUUACUGAAGAUCCAAGUAAUGAAUAUACUAAAUCUUGGCAAACUUUCCAUCAGGAUGCAAUAUUUGAUAUACAAAAGACUUUUCCCACCAAAGAAAGAGUACAUAAGCAUGAACCACAAAAGAGAAGUUACCGGAAAAAAUCUGUUGAAAUGAAACAUAAGAAAGUCUAUAUGCAGAAGAAACUUUUGAAAUGUAAUGAGUGUGAGAAAGUUUUCAACCAGAGCUCAUCCCUUACUCUUCAUCAGAGAAUUCAUACUGGAGAGAAACCCUAUGCAUGUGUUGAAUGUGGGAAAACCUUCAGCCAGAGUGCAAACCUUGCUCAACAUAAGAGAAUACAUACUGGUGAGAAACCCUAUGAAUGUAAAGAAUGUAGGAAAGCCUUCAGCCAGAAUGCACACCUUGCUCAACAUCAGAGAGUUCAUACUGGAGAGAGACCUUAUCAGUGUAAAGACUGUAAAAAAGCCUUCAGUCAAAUUGCACACCUGGCUCAACAUCAGAGAGUUCAUACUGGAGAGAGACCUUUUGAAUGUAUUGAAUGUGGAAAAGCCUUCAGUAACGGUUCAUUUCUUGCUCAGCAUCAGAGAAUUCAUACAGGAGAGAAACCCUAUGUAUGUAAUGUGUGUGGGAAAGCCUUUAGCCAUCGUGGAUACCUAAUUGUACAUCAGAGAAUUCAUACUGGAGAGAGACCGUAUGAAUGUAAGGAAUGUAGAAAAGCCUUCAGCCAAUAUGCACACCUUGCUCAACAUCAGAGAGUUCAUACUGGAGAAAAACCUUAUGAAUGUAAAGUAUGCAGGAAAGCCUUCAGCCAGAUUGCAUACCUUGAUCAACAUCAGAGGGUUCACACUGGAGAGAAACCCUAUGAGUGUGUUGAAUGUGGGAAGGCCUUUAGCAAUAGUUCGUCACUUGCACAACAUCAGAGAAGUCAUACUGGAGAAAAACCUUAUAUGUGCAAGGAAUGUAGGAAAACAUUUAGCCAGAAUGCAGGCCUUGCUCAACAUAAGCGAAUUCAUACUGGAGAGAAACCUUAUGAAUGUAACAUUUGUGGGAAGGCCUUUAGCUAUAGUGGAUCUCUUACUCUACAUCAAAGAAUUCAUACAGGAGAGAGACCCUAUGAAUGUAAGGAUUGCAGAAAAUCUUUCAGGCAGCGUGCCCAUCUUGCCCAGCAUGAGAGAAUUCAUACUAUGGAGUCAUUCUUGACUCCUUCCACUCCCUCACCCUCCAUGUCCAAUCAGUUGCCAAGACCUGUUGGUUUUAUCUCCUAAAUAUGCCUUGAAUCUGACUCCUUUAAUCCAUUUCCAUUCCAUCAUCUUUGUCCAUUACACAGUAAUCUACUUCAUAUGCACUAUGGAAAUAGCUUCUGAUGGGUCUCCCUGUAUUUACCAUUUCCUUUGUCAGUUGCCUCCACUGUGGUCAAACUUGUAUUUUAAAGGUUCAUAUCGCUUCCUCAUCGAUACCCUUCACUGGUACCCCAUAGUUCUUAGGUAAAAGCACACAGUCCUCAGAACAGCCUAAAAGACCCUCCUGCCCCAAAUACCUUGUCCCAGUAUACCUUCCAGUGAACCAAUUUCAUGUCAAAAUCCAUCUCAUUCUUUGGCUAUUUAUCCAGAAUUAAGAACUCAUAUUCCAGCAUCAAACCAAUCUAGGUUCUGAUCCCUGCUCAUCCAUUUUCUAAACCUCUAGUUUCAGAGAAACAUUUUGUUCUUUGUAAGGUUCAGUCUUCUUAUUUAUAUUACGGAAAUAAUAGUACUACCUCAAAAGCUGACGGGAGGAUUAAAUGAGAGAAUGCAUGUAAAUUGCUCAGAGUGCCUAGUAUAAUCAUUUAAUAAAUGUUACCAUAAAAUAAAAAGAUGCUGUGGUAUACAAAGAGGACCUGAUCAUCUCAGAAAGGUUCAUCUGAGAAACAAAAUCAGCAGCAGUUCAAGACUGAAGAGAUUAUAAAGAACUGGGAUUAGGAACAGUUCUGAAGGUGGGUGAUAAGAGUAUCUAACACAGUAGCACUGAUGUUAAAGUCCAUAAUGAUAUAGAGUAAGGCAUGACUUUGUUGGUAAGAAGAACUAACUUCAUUAGAUACUCAACAGUUCUAAGAAGCCAGAUUUUAAAAAUCAGAAGUAAUAAGUAGAAUUUACUGAGAUAUAUUCAUCAUUUGCAGUAAGACAAAGGCAAAAUAGAUAUUUUUUUAAAAAGACAGAAAAAUCAAUAACCAAAGAAUAGAAAAUAAAAUAUAAAUUUGAUGCCCUCGCCUAAUUCCAGGUGGUUGAACUAUAUUAAAUCCAUGUUGUUUAAAACUGAAAAUAUUGUUAAGGUAGUUUUAAACUAUAAUUCCUAAAACUAGAGGAGAAGAAAAUUAUAGACCAAUACUCAUAAACUGGUGGCCCACAAACAUGUUUGACUUGGUACUCAUCAAGUUUAAGAUGAAUUAAAAAAAAAAAAGAAUACAAAUAACUUUAUUUGGGCAUGUGUUUUCCAGUUCCACAGUUCAAACCAUUCCUCCUUCCUGUACAUCGGACUUAUUUUACAUUUUGUAUUACUUCCUGACUCCUGGAGGCUUUGAAUAUGCAAUCACCUUAGUAACUAAUUCACAUAUGAAUAUAGGUACAAAGAAACUGAUGAAAUGGAGGGUGAAAAUGAAGACUUGAAUAGACACUUAAUCCUGCAGGGGAAGACUAUUCUCAAGAUGUUAGAAGGCCCCAAAUUAAUCUACAGAUUCUUUGUACCUAUCAAAAUCCCAAGAAUUUUUUAAGGUCUGAAACAUUGUGUGCAUGUGAACAUACACACCUAUACAUUCAUACAAAUAUAUAUAUAAAUAAAAGUAAUUUGUCAGUGGCUUAACAGUAUCGUUAAAACUGAUUCUGCUCUGUACAAAACCAGUUUCUUCAAUCUUUUAUCCAAAUGUGUAUGAGUUAUUAGAGGACACAGUAACAUAAUUCAUAAUCAUAAUUCCUAAACAAGAUAUGAGAUCCAGAAGCAACACACAUAAGAUUCUAGGUUUGACUAUGUAAGAACUUUAUUAGGCUUUUAUAUAGUCAAGAGUAUAAACACAUAGUUUUUAAAUAUCAGUAUUAGAAGUAAUUAUUACAACAUACAUGAAAUCUAUAUCCUUAACAUAAAAGUGCUCCUACAAAUCACUUAGAAAAUGACACUACUAUUCCCAUGGCAAAGGAUAUAAAGAAGUAACAGGGAAUGAAUGUAAGAUAAAUACUGAACGUCACUAGAAUCAGAAGAAAUACAAGUUAAAAGAAUGAACUAUCCAUCUGUCAAUAUCAGAUUGAUAAAAAAUACACAUUGCAAAAACAGGAAAGGAGUACAUGUGGGAUUAUGAAUUUGUACACAUUUUUGGAAAGGCAACUUGUCAAUAUCAGAAUUUUCAUUAGAAAAAUCAAGAUUUUCUUUUGUAGUUAACAAACAGUAUAUAAAUUUACCUUCCUUCCAUAUCCCAUUAAAUGGAUAAUAUAAUGUAAAAGAUACCAAACAAAGUUCAGAAAACAGGGUUAUCAGUGGAUGAAAAGAGGAACAAAUAAAAGACAAAAGGGAGGAGAGUGUUCCUUCAUGAAAUGUAGCAAAGGCUGCUGCGACCUGAAAUGUUUGAAUGAUAGGGAUUUCAGUAACAGGACCCACUCUGCCCAAAUGCUGUGUACAUCCCCAGAGGACACUGAACUUCAAGCUGGUUUGUAUAUAGAGGCUGGGGGUUGUGGGGAGGUUGGUAAUGAGGAAAAACAAUGACAAGACUGUGAAAGCCUUUUCUGUGUGGAAGCCAACAGUUUCCUCACUCCACCCUCUCUUCUAGAAAUUGAAUAGGAUCCUUACUUCACACCAUCCACAAAAAGGGAGUUCCAAUUGAUUAAAAUCUUAAAUGUAAAACUAACAAGUAAAAGUAUUAUAAGAAAAUAUAGUAGGAUAUAUUAAUUGGUGUCGGACAUAGGUUUGUAAAAAAGAAAAUACUCUUAAAAUAUAAAACAACAAAAAGGAGGAAAUUCUUUGUAAUAUAAUACAAAGGGAAAGAUGUAAGAACACCUAUAAAUAAGCAAAGGCCAACUGAGCAAGUAUAAAAAUGGACAAAAUACGAGAAUAGGCAAAUCAUAGAAGAAACAGGUAGCUGAUGAGUCUCUGCCUAACCUCACUGGUAUUGAAAUGCCAAUUUAAAUAGUGUAUUCUGA